Messenger RNA from Marmota flaviventris (yellow-bellied marmot), 1759 nucleotides. RefSeq names its product FKBP prolyl isomerase 8 (gene Fkbp8). Gene Ontology annotation, biological process: negative regulation of apoptotic process; protein folding. Gene Ontology annotation, molecular function: protein folding chaperone; protein binding; peptidyl-prolyl cis-trans isomerase activity. Lineage: Eukaryota; Metazoa; Chordata; Mammalia; Rodentia; Sciuridae. Gene Ontology annotation, cellular component: endomembrane system; cytosol; mitochondrial envelope. The record is from RefSeq and is a predicted model, not a curated record.
GGCGGGGCCGGGCGCCCGAACCUGGUUCCCGAGGCGCGGCGGCCGCGGCUGGGGGCGGGGAGGGGGGCGCAGGACCCCAGGUGGGGGUCCCGGAGCCGGAGGGCCAGUUCCCGUCCCCCCAGCAGUAUGGCAUCCUGUGCGGAGCCCUCAGAGCCCACUGCCCCACCACCUUCUGUCCCACCACUUGAAGACUUCGAGGUGCUGGAUGGGGUUGAGGAUGCAGAGGGUGAGGAGGAAGAGGAGGAAGAGGAUGAUGAUGACCUGAGUGAGCUGCCACCUCUGGAGGACAUGGGACAGUCCACUCUGGAGGAGGCUGAGCAGCCUGGGGCCCUGGCCCGAGAGUUCCUGGCCGCCAUGGAGCCAGAGCCUGCCCCAGCCCCGGCUCCAGAAGAGUGGCUGGACAUCCUGGGGAAUGGGCUGUUGAGAAAGAAGACACUGGUUCCGGGCCCACCUGGCUCAAGCCGACCUGCUAAGGGGCAGGUGGUCACCGUGCAGCUGCAGAUGUCGCUGGAGAAUGGCACACGGGUACAGGAGGAGCCAGAGCUGGUGUUCACCUUGGGCGACUGCGACGUCAUCCAGGCCCUGGACCUCAGUGUCCCCCUCAUGGACGUGGGUGAGACGGCCAUGGUUACUGCUGACUCCAAGUACUGCUACGGCCCCCAGGGCAGCAGGAGCCCCUACAUCCCCCCGCACGCGGCCCUGUGCCUGGAGGUCACCCUGAAGACGGCCGUGGAUGGGCCUGACCUGGAGAUGCUGACAGGGCAGGAGAGGGUGGCCCUGGCCAACCGGAAGCGGGAGUGUGGCAACGCCCACUACCAGCGAGCGGACUUCGUGCUGGCCGCCAACUCCUACGACCUUGCCAUUAAGGCCAUCACGUCCAGCGCCAAAGUGGACAUGACUUUUGAGGAGGAGGAGCAGCUCCUGCAGUUGAAGGUGAAGUGUCUGAACAACCUGGCCGCCUCGCAGCUGAAGCUGGACCACUACCGCGCCGCCCUGCGCUCCUGCAGCCUGGUGCUCGAGCACCAGCCCGACAACAUCAAGGCGCUCUUCCGCAAGGGCAAGGUGCUGGCUCAGCAAGGCGAGUACAGUGAGGCCAUCCCCAUCCUGAGGGCAGCCCUGAAGCUGGAACCGUCCAACAAGACGAUCCACGCGGAGCUGUCCAAGCUGGUGAAGAAGCACGCGGCGCAGCGCAGCACGGAGACGGCCCUCUACCGGAAGAUGUUGGGCAACCCCAGUCGGCUGCCGGCCAAGUGUCCCGGCAAGGGCGCCUGGUCCAUCCCGUGGAAGUGGCUGUUUGGGGCGACUGCCGUGGCUCUGGGGGGUGUGGCGCUCUCUGUGGUCAUCGCUGCCAGGAACUGAUGGACCAGGUGGCUGCCACCCCCUCUGCACACCGUGGACCCACCCUGCACUCCUCACUCCCUGGCUCCCUGUCCUCUGUCCUCUGUGGCCUGGCCCCCUCCUCUGGGUCGGGGAAGCAAGGAUCGGGGGUCGCAAAGCCCAGAGAGCAAGAGGGACUGAGACCCCACAGGAGGCAGUGAGGGGCAGCCCAGAGGGAGGGCCUUGUCCCUGCAGACCCAGCUCCGCUUCCCCACCCCUGCCUGUGGGGUUCGGUCCCCCGGGGCCGGCCUCGGUUUCCCCUCCUCAGUAGGCCUGGGGCAGCCCACCCCGCCCAGUUCCCACCUGACCGCCAGCCCUUCCUGCCCUGCCUGCCGCCCUCUGUCCAGGCUCCCCCACAGUGAAAUAAAGCCUCCACCCGCGC